Messenger RNA from Chaetomium strumarium, 4940 nucleotides. RefSeq names its product WD40-repeat-containing domain protein. Gene Ontology annotation, molecular function: protein binding. Gene Ontology annotation, cellular component: nucleus. The coding region runs from base 151 to 4842 and encodes 1563 amino acids. NCBI's taxonomy places the organism in Eukaryota, Fungi, Ascomycota, Sordariomycetes, Sordariales, Chaetomiaceae. The record is from RefSeq and is a predicted model, not a curated record. The transcript has 5 exons.
UCUUUCGGACGGCCGACAGCCAAACAGGCAAGCCUCCCCGCAUCUUUCAGCUCCGCCCCGCAAUACCGCGCGAAAUGCAGCUGUCGACUUCACGUUGUUUUACUAUUGCAGUAGCAUCUCUUCCUCUCGACAAAAAUCCUUGUCGGAGCUAUGUCUGCUGAAAACAAGCCGAAAUCGCGGAAGAAGUGGUGGAAGGAGCUCUUCGGGUGUCGUCGUGCAGCCUCGCCGGCUCCGUCUGCCCCGCCGUCGAAGGACGUCCGGUCAUCCGAUCAGGGAAAUGCAGAACACGGAUCGAAAGCGUCUUCUAUUAUCGCGACAGAGUCAUAUGCUCCCCCCUCCCCGUCCGCUGCCGUCGCAAAGGCCGCCCGACCCGGCACAGAUGCAAGAGUCCCCAACGAUCACCAGCCACCCGCAGCAUCGCGAACACUGCCUCCUGCCCUGCCCGCCGAACACGCACCCAAACCACCGCCGACCGAAUCUAUAGAGCCACCAACCCCUGUCCUUUCCGUGUCUGAGAGACUGUGGAACGCCGCGUACGACAGCCUUGAGACGGACAAUGUGGAGCUUGUCAUGUCAUACGUGAAGACGUUGGAAACAGUUCUCGGAGCCAAGCCAGGCGUUGCCCCUGGCACCAACAUCUCGGCCGAGCUCCAUGACCCGACCAAACGACAGAUGCACAUGAGGAGGCUGGUGGAAGAAGGCCGGGCGAAAAUCUCCAGAGCGUCCAAGAUCACGAACGGAGUAGGCGACGUCGCCGAUUUCGUCCUGUCGGUCAAGCGAAUAAUUGACCUGGCUGUGCAAAGCGUGCCGCAGGCUGCGCUUCCGUGGGCCGGUGUUUGCGUUGGGCUGCAAAUCCUCCGGAAUCCUGCACAAGCGACGAAAUCCAACCUUGCCGGUAUCGCCCACGUCAUCUCCAGAAUGGAAUGGUACUGCGCCCUCACCGAACAUCUCCUGAACAAGAACAACGUUGCCGCUGGCAAGGACAUCCAAGCAGUCUUGCGCCAGCUGGAAAAGAGCAUUGUCGAGCUCUACAGAGCUCUUCUCCAAUACCAGAUGAAGAGUGUUUGUUCCUACUAUCGCAAUCAAGGGUUUGUAUUCAUUCGCGGCAUGCUCAAACCUGAUGAUUGGGACAGCGAUCUGAAGCUGGUUACCGACGCAGAGGCUACCGUUCAGAACGAUGCUGCCCAGUCCUUCCAAGAACAAACGAAAACUUCCUUAGGAAAACUCGUUGAGCAUGCCGAGCGAAUAGAGAGGCGACUCGGCGACAUCCAUCGGGACAUUCGGGACUUCAUCUCGUUGCAGAAAGACGCCCGUAGGGAUAAUAUCGAGUCAGCGUGCCGCAGAGAUCUACGCGUAGUUGAUCCACAGCACGACAUGCAGCGGAUUGAGGAGAGUAAGGAUGUCUUGCUCGACGAUGCGUACCAGUGGAUCCUUCGCACCCCGGAGUACAUAGGGUUCACAAACUGGGGCGAUAGCGGAUCUGGUUAUCCGCCGCGGCAAUUGCUCUGGAUAAAAGGACACGCCGGCACGGGAAAGACGAUGCUCAUGAUCGGCCUCAUCCGCCAACUCUCCCAUCAACCCGUCGUCCUGGCGCCAGCACUCUCCUUUUUCUUCUGUCAAGGCACAGAUACCGCCCUGAACAACGCCACCGCCGUCCUCCGGUCUCUGAUCUGGCUUCUCCUUCUUCAGCAGCCAUGUCUCAUAUCCCAUCUACUUCAGAAGUACAAAGAGUCAGGCGCCAAUCUUUUCAGUGACAAAAAUGCCUUCUACGCUCUAUCUGAGGCGUUCCGGAACAUGUUAAAGGACCCAGAACUGAAGCCUGUGUAUCUCGCGGUGGACGCUCUUGAUGAGUGUGCGCAGGGGCGGUCGGAGCUUGUCCGCCUUAUCUCGACUUCUCUCACACUCUCGCAGAAGGUCAAAUGGCUGCUCUCUAGCCGUCCGGAAGUUGACCUUCUCGCUGAACUCAGAGAUCCGGGCACCAACUUUACGGACGCUUCCAACUCCCUUGUCGAGCUGGAUACUCAACGUCUAGCAAAACCUGUCAAUACAUACAUCGAUCACAAGCUCGUCGCCCUUAAGCGCAGAAAAGGAUACAACGAUAGCGUUUUGGCCGAGAUCUCUCGUGAAGUCCACCAACGAGCAGAGAACACUUUCCUAUGGGUGGCUCUCGUGUUUAAAGAACUCGAUCGUGUAGACGGCUGGGAUGCCGUCGAGGCUGUCCAGAAGAUCCCCGCCGGUUUAACAGAUCUAUACGGUUAUAUAAUGACCAAAAUCGAUAAGGGGAGCGAACGAGAUCAGCAGCGCUGCAAGGAUGUGCUAGCGGCCACAUUCCUCGCGUAUCGCCCUCUAUCCCUCCUUGAGCUUGCUGUGGUUGCAGUCACAGGGGACACUGUUCACCUGAUUCAUCAAUCGGCCAAGGACUACCUGGAGAAAAAUUACGAAUUCAGACUUCAGCCAGCUGGGCUCGCUCAAGGACAUGCCGAGAUCGGCAGGCGCUCAAUUGAUGCGAUGUCCUCAAUGCUGAGGCAGAACAUAUACAACCUCGAUCUAGGCUUCAAACCGGAGAAUAUGACGCCCCCUAAUCCAAAUCCGCUAGCUCCAAUACGAUAUGCUUGUGUCUUCUGGGCUGACCAUCUCUGCUCCCUGAACAGCGACAAAUCCAGGUUUUUUGAAGAACUAACGGAAGACGGGAAGGUGUUUGGAUUCCUGACGGAAUACUUCCUCCGCUGGCUUGAGAGUUUGUCUCUUAUAGGGAAACUUUCUAGUGGGCUGCUUUCGAUAAGAAAGAUUCAACGUGCCGCUCAGUCACAACCGGACAUCAACCCUCGCCUUCUUGAGCUGUUAGAAGACGCAGAGAAGUUUGUAUUCAGUCACAGACCGAUCAUAGAGCGGGCCCCCGUACAGAUAUACGGCUCCGCGCUCGUAUUCAGCCCAACUCUGAGCGAGAUUAGAAAGCGGUAUUGGAAGGAAAGGCUGCCUUUUAUCAAAAUGACUGCUGGUAUAAACGACCGCUGGGGCGCGCACCGGCAGACGCUCGAGGGGCAUCGCGGUUGGGUCAACGCAGUGGCGUUCUCGCCGGACGGCAACACGCUCGCGUCGGCUUCGGACGAUAAGACGAUCCGGCUCUGGGAUGCGGCGACCGGCGCGCACCGGCAGACGCUCGAGGGGCAUCGCCGUUCGGUUAAGGCCGUGGUGUUCUCGCCGGAUGGCAACACGCUCGCGUCGGCUUCGGACAAUGAGACGAUCCGGCUCUGGGAUGCGGCGACCGGCGCGCACCGGCAGACGCUCGAGGGGCAUCGCGAUUGGGUUAACGCAGUAGCGUUCUCGCCGGACGGCAAUACGCUCGUGUCGGCUUCGCACGAUCAGACGAUCCGGCUCUGGGAUGCGGCGACCGGCGCGCACCGGCAGACGCUCGAGGGUCAUCGUAGUUCGGUCAACGCAAUGGCGUUCUCGCCGGACGGCAAUACGCUUGCAUCGGCUUCGCGCGAUAAGACGAUCUGGCUCUGGGAUGUGGCGACCAGCGCGCACCGGCAGACGCUCGAGGGUCAUCGUAGUUCGGUCAACGCAAUAGUGUUCUCGCCGGACGGCAAUACGCUCGCGUCGGCUUCGGACGAUCAGACGAUCCGGCUCUGGGAUGCGGCAACUGGCGCGCACCGGCAGACGCUCGAGGGGCAUGGCGGUUGGGUUAACGCAGUGGCGUUCUCGCCGGACGGCAAUACUCUUGCGUCGGCUUCGCGCGAUAAGACGAUCCGGCUCUGGGAUGUGGCGACCGGCGUGCACCGGCAGACGCUCGAGGGGCAUCACUGUUCGGUUAAGGCCGUGGUAUUCUCGCCGGAUGGCAAUACGCUUGCGUCGGCUUCGGACAAUAAGACGAUCCGGCUCUGGGAUGCAGCGACCGGCGCGCACUGGCAGACGCUCGAGGGGCAUGGCGGCAGGGUCAGGGCAGUAGCGUUCUCGCCGGACGGCAAUACGCUCGCAUCAGCUUCGCGCGAUAAGACGAUCCGGCUCUGGGAUGCAGCAACCGGCGCGUACCGGCAGACGCUCGAGGGUCAUCGUAGUUCGGUUAACGCAGUGGCGUUCUCGCCGGACAGCAAUACGCUCGCGUCGGCUUCGGACGAUCAGACGAUCCGGCUCUGGGAUGCGGCGACCGGCGCGCAUCGGCAGACGCUCGAGGGGCAUCGCGGUUGGGUUAACGCAAUGGCGUUCUCGCCGGACGGCAAUACGCUCGUGUCGGCUUCGUACGAUAAGACGAUCCGGCUCUGGGAUGCGGCGACCGGCGCGUACCAGCAGACGCUCGAGGGUCAUCGCAGUUCGGUCAACGUAGUAGCGUUCUCGCCGGACGGCAAUACGCUCUCGUCGGCUUCGCGCGAUAAGACGAUCCGGCUCUGGGAUGCGGCGACCGGCGCGCACCGGCAGACACUCGAGGGUCAUCGCGAUUGGGUCAACGCAGUGGCGUUCUCGCCGGACGGCAAUACGCUCGCGUCGGCUUCGGACGAUCAGACGAUCCGGCUCUGGGAUGCGGCGACCGGCGCGCACCGGCAGACGCUCGAGGGGCAUGGCGGCGGGGUCAGGGCAGUGGCGUACUCUAGGAAUGGUCAAUGUCUCGAGACAGACCGAGGGCUGCUGAGCGUAGACUCCGACGCCCCGAGCAGCUCUGGAGACCAGAAACCCGCCAGCGGUGUUCUCUUCGUCGGCGACGAUUGGGUCACAAGAAAUGGGAAGAGCGUUCUUUGGCUUCCCGCUGACUAUCGGGCAACAUGUGUGGCGGUUUAUGGUCAUACACUCAUCCUAGGACACGCCUCUGGCCAAGUGACGUUCUUUCGGUUUGCUUUUGCGGAGUGAUGGAGUUCUAUAAUCGUUGUAAUGCCAUGUAACGUAUUUGAUAAGCGAGCGGUCCAGACAAGCGAACGGUCCACUUUCCACUACCCUAUGAACACUAU